UUUUUCUAAUUGUUACCAGGACAAAUUGUCACUGGAAUGAAUUGUUGUACACCCAUUAUUUGGGCAUCUAAAUAUGCCAAUCACACAAGUUAUAUAUGUAAUCUGAAACCUCUUUAUUUAUUUAGAAGCACAUGAAAUGAGAGCCCCAGGCAGUUCCCCUGAUUUGAGGAUGGUCCUGGUUGGGAAGAUUGGAGUUGGGAAAAGUGCCUCAGGAAUCACCAUCCUGGGCAAAAAGGUGUUUACAUCACAAGCCAGUGACACCUCAGUUACAAAUGUAUGUGAGAAGGGAGAAGGAGAGGUUUCCGGGAGACGUGUUGUUGUGGUCGACACUCCAGCCUUUGGCACAGACCUCUCUCUGGAUGAAGUCACUGAAGAAAAAUGCAUUGCUCUGUCUGCCCCGGGACCCCACGCUAUUCUCCUGGUGAUUGAGAUGGGCCGAUUCACAGGUGAAGACAAGAGAACAGUGGAGACAAUCCUGAGGAGAUACGGAGAGGAAGCUGAGAGAUACACGAUGGUCCUUUUCACCAACUGGGACAAACUAGGAGAGAAGAAAAUUAAGGAGUUCAUUCAGGGAGCCAGCAAGGAGCUCCGGGAGCUUGUUGAGAAGUGUGGGGGCCAUUAUCACGCCUUCAACAACAAGGAAGAGAGUGAUUGCACCCAGAUUUCUGAGCUACUGGAAAAAAUAGACAGGAUGGUGGAAGGUAACAGGGGAAGCCACUACACCAGUGAGAUGAUCACAGGUGAAAAAAAUGAGGAAGAGCAAAGAGCUCAUUUGUGAAGAAAUGGACGUUGAAGAGCAAGCCAAUGAUAAGCCAA
Acipenser ruthenus (sterlet) is the source of this 816-nucleotide messenger RNA. Its product is annotated as GTPase IMAP family member 7-like. Gene Ontology annotation, molecular function: GTP binding. The transcript has a single exon. Lineage: Eukaryota; Metazoa; Chordata; Actinopteri; Acipenseriformes; Acipenseridae. The coding region runs from base 137 to 778 and encodes 213 amino acids. The record is from RefSeq and is a predicted model, not a curated record.